This is a messenger RNA of Terrapene triunguis (Three-toed box turtle), 3682 nucleotides long. RefSeq names its product CMT1A duplicated region transcript 1 (gene FBXW10B). The transcript is spliced from 14 exons. NCBI's taxonomy places the organism in Eukaryota, Metazoa, Chordata, Testudines, Emydidae. Gene Ontology annotation, molecular function: protein binding. The coding region runs from base 1 to 3303 and encodes 1100 amino acids. The record is from RefSeq and is a predicted model, not a curated record.
AUGAAAGAGACCUCAAAGGACCAGGAGAGCCUGGAAUACAGGCUGGACUGUGCUCCUGAUCUGCGGUGUGAGAAGAAAACAGAUUUAGUGCCUGUUUGCCAAAUUUGUGAGACAUGUGUCUUGGCUUGGAGAGUUUUCUCUACCAAAGAGUGGUUCCUGCGGGCCAGCGAUGUCUCCCAAAGGAAGUUCCUGGUGGGGAUCGUGAAGCGAUUCAACAGCCUGGAUUUGCUAAACUAUGCUGAGAAAGUCCUGCAGACCUCCCACGGGAAGGAUUUCACUUUCAGCCGGUCCCGAAUCACCCCCAGCCUCAAAGAAGACAUGACCACGUCCACUUCUGACCGGGCUUUGAAUAUAGUAACUCUAGAGAAAGCCAUGUCGGAGACCUGGAAGUGGUUCAAAAACAGUUCCUACUGGACUAAAGCAAACUACACUCUGCUCUUGCUUCAGAUGUGUAACCCUAAGUUACUGUUUAUAGCUGCUAACCUGGUCAGAGUCCUCCUGGUCAGAGAGCAGAGUGCCAGCUCAAAAAGAGAAACAGAGGACGAGGAAGACAAAAUCACUGUGGUCUUCACUGAGACCCAAAGCAGCUUCAAGCUAGAGGAACACACGAAAUCCAGCUCCCAGGUGCAAUUGCGACCCACAUCUCAAUCCUUCCUGACUUCUUCCACAGCCCUAGAAAGUGGGGUCUCAUCAGAAGGAACCAGCCUGUUUAGUGAUAUAGCUUUCCCGUCAGCCUCCAAUGUCAACAAGUAUAAGGACUUCAUCCGCUGCCUGCCGACCCAUCUGUCCAAGUACAUCCUGGGGUUUCUGGAUACAAAGAGCCUGAACAGGUGCACUUCUGUGAACCAGCACUGGGCUUUCCUGGCCAAACAGGUCAAGCAGGAACAUCUGUCGCAUAGCCUAGUCCUGGAAGAGAUUGUGUACUUGCAGGGGUCAUGUCCUAGGGGAGUCAUUCCCAGCUACGCUAAAAUGACCAAUGUUGUAAUUCCAAGGAUAAAUAAAGAUGGGGACAUCAUCCCAGCAAGAGGCCGCAGAUGGAAACGCAGAGGAAAGGAGGAGAACAACCUACAGUCAGCUUAUCAUGGCCAGAUGACUGAAACUGUCCAGCUGGAGGAGAGAAACAUCUUCUGCGGCUCCUACAAUGUUCGUGUCCUUACAGACCAGUCAGAUCCACACAGGGUAAUCCACUACUGUGGUGGGAACUUGCUUGCCAUUGGCUCACUGGACCGCAAAGUCAGGUUCCUUGACGUGUUGGAGCUGAAGGAAGUGCCGCCUGUGAUCAGUGGCCAUGCUGGGAGCAUCAAGGCAGUGUUCCUCAAUGAGAAGAAAGGGUUCGUGCUGAGCGCGAGCUUUGAUCUCAGCAUCCGAUGCUGGAAUAUAUUCACUGGGGCUUGUGUGAAGAUCCUUAACGGUCACUCGGGGACCAUCACCUGCCUGGACGUGUACAAAAACAGGGUUGUGUCAGGAGCAAGAGACUGCAUGGUCAAAGUGUGGGAUUUAAGCACCGGGCGAUGCAUCAAAACUUUAAAACACAAAGAUGCCAUUUGGACAGCUAAAAUCAACAACACCCACAUUGUGAGCGGUUGCGAAAAAGGGUUGGUGAAAGUGUGGCACGUUGAUACAUGCGUGUUGAUCAAGACCUUAGAAGGGCACCAAGGCCCAAUAAAAUCCCUGGCCUUUGAUCAAUGGCAUCUAGUGACAGGAAGCUCUGAUGGAUUUGUCCUGGGAUGGAGCAUGGUGGGAAAACAUAAGCGAUGUCUAAUGGCUUUCAGGCAUCCACAGGAAGUCCUGUAUCUGGCGUUUCUGUAUCUCCGAGUCAUCAGUGGCUGCGCUGAUGGAAAAAUACGUAUAUUUAACUUCCUGACUGGGACCUGCCUGAAGGUGAUGAGGGCCAAUAGCAGAGGUGACCCUGUGGUGUCCUUCUGCAUUGUAGAAAAUAGGAUGGUGAUCAAUGCUCUGAGCAGCGUACUGAUGUUCCAGUUUGAGGAUGUAGAGUGGGACUACACGCUACAGGCUGACCGAGAGGAAGUAACAAAGGAUAAGGAAAAGCACAAAGAAAUCAGGGUCAGAGUGCAGCCCUAUCCAUAUGUUCGCGCUCAGCACAUGAAACGGGAUGCAGCCAGCCACAGGAAGAUAUAUUAUUCCGACAAGAAACCAGAUGAGGACCAGCUAAUGUUGGCAUACCUGAUUCGCCGUCGAUCAACAAGGGGUUCCGGGACACCUUCAGGUCUCCAUUAUGAAUUUGUGAAGGCACCUGCUCACCGAUCAAGUCAGACUUUGCAAAGGAGCAUGGGUUGCCUUGAUAUAAAGCCAGACCAGAAGAAAAGGUCCGCUCUUCCUGGGAAACGACAGGCCUAUAGCAGUGAUUCAGAGGACUCAGGUCGAACAUACGGUGCAACAACACCACAAAGCUUGUCAGAGUCUGAUAAAGAAUCUGGCUACGACUCUCCGGUCCAUGCAUCUUCACUUGCUGAAAACGCAGAGGCCGCUUUACAGCGUAUAAAGAAACGAGGUCCGCAUUGUCCCACUUCUCCUGACCAGAUCCUCCUGACUGUUAGCACGCUGCAGCACGCCCACAAGCCAGACCAAGUCAGCUCCAAUAUGAUACCCCUUGCAAAAAUCAGAGAUGUCUGGGGACCUCGGCUGCGCCCCCAGGAACGCCCUAAAAAGAUGUUGUCAUACAAAAUCCCUAAGCAAGAGAAAAAGGAUCAGUCCACCCAACUCAGACACAUUAAAUCUGCCAGUGGCUCUCUGAUUAUGAAAAGAAUGUCCACACCCUUUGAAACCAAAAGACUGCAGCUCAACUUGAAGAACUCUUUGCAUGGGUCUGCAGUGCACUCUUUCAUUCCUGCUCCCGUGAUUGUACGCUCCAAGUCAUGCUGCAGCUUGCCAGACGAGAAGAAGGUUCAUACUGGCCAUGGCAGAGCCACUUCCCUAUCUGAGGGUGGGGCUCAGUUGAUUGGCCACUUAACAAGCUCAUCUGAAUCCAUCAAAUCGACACGCAUGAUGAUCGCACAAACUAAAAUUGAAGCAGGGCCCCGGAGAGAAAAUCCCCUCUUCUUACAAACCGCAAAUCCUUACCGGCUCAACACCGGGUUCAGGCUUCUGACAGUGAAGCAGAUGAAAAUGUAUGAAGAAGCUACAGCUGUUGAGUAUCAAGCUCACCGAACAAAACGUAUAGCAGACCAGCAAAAAGAGUGUAGGAAGGCCUGGUUAAAGAAAAUUAAAGGCCUCCCCAUAGACAAUUUCACCAAGGAGGGAAAAAUAGCUGCCCCCGAACUUGGGCUUAAUGUGUAUGUCUGAGCGAAGCUCCUUAAGGCACACUACCAGCUCUUUUAAAGAAAUAAAUGCAAACAAAUAGAUGGGAUUUGGGGCUUCUUGGGUUGCUCAAAUUGUUUGAUUCAGCUCUGGUCCCCAUUUGAGGAUACCAUCUCAUGGCCUUCAAUGUUCUGUUGGGGGAGGGAUUAUAUAAGGAACACUGCAUGACUCUUCAAGAAAAUAUUAUUGACAUAGUUAAAUAGUCCUCACAACAGCCUAUGAGAUUAUUAUUCAGCUGGGCCUAGUGUUACUGUAGACUGAUUUAAAUGUGAUCAUCAGCAUCUCCCCUUGUGAUCACCACACAGUGCUAUUCUUGCAAGUUUUCCUCAUGAGGCCUCAGACAAGCUCCAAGAGGCUGAUCAUC